AUGCCUCCCGAUUGUCAGGAUCGCAACACGUGUGACUGUGAUAACCGUCGGAUAUGUGCCUUAACAUUUCGACGCGUGUCCUUCUUUAUGGCGUGCUUUCUUUUUGACAUUGCUUUGGGCGCGAGAGUUUUAGGGCGAAGCACAGCUAGGGCUCCCGGAGGAGCGACGAUUCGCCGGCAGCGAAGCUCCAUGACGAGAGAGGAUUUUCCAAUCCACGAAGGCCUCAAAUCUGUGAGUAUCAGCGACGCAUUCACGACAAGCAGCGACGACGAGCGAGCGCCUGAGCAGAAGUGUAAUGAAAUCUCCAAGCCAGAUGUGGAGCAGAAGCUGAGAGGGAUUUUGAGCAAUGCCGGUGUUAGCUCGUUUCACUUCAAGAGAGUCCCUGCGGAUUACUAUGAGAAAACGCUCGAAGAGAGGAAGGAGGUGCUUGGAGCGGCUUCGAUCGAUCAUCUUUGCAAGAGUAUGGUGAUGGUAAACACCCAGGCUCCAUCACACAUCACGGAUUGUAGCGAUCGGAAAAAUUCUAAAUACUACGUCAUAGUUGUCCAGUACAAUGCUCGUCUGAACGCCGAGAAAGUGAAGAAGUUUAUCUACGAUCUCAACGAAGGAAAAAUACCAAAGAAGAGAUUUAACUUGCGGCUUGCACCAGAGGAAGAGUCUCAGAGAUUGUCCGGAUACGAGCACAAUGCUGUUACGCCGAUUGGUAUGCGAACAGACAUUCCUGUGAUUUUGUCCGAUGCGAUUGCCAAUCUAAAACCCGAUUUCUUUUGGCUGGGUGGUGGCGAUGUUGAUCUUAAGCUUGGCAUCAACACUCAAGAGUUUAUCGCCUUGACUAAGCCCUUCGUGAUCGAUUGCACUUAUUCUGAAGGCUGAUUUUUUUUAGUCACCCCGAUUUUGGAAAAGAGAACGUAUCCUUUAUUCGAAACUCAGUUCUUACGUUAUUCCACAGAAUCGGAACAAAUCUCAAGACACUUUUCAUUCUCAUCCUGUUUGAAUUCUUGUCAAAAAGACAUCAAUGCAGUUGGUGAAGCCAAAUUGUAUCUAAUUAUUUGUAA
This is a messenger RNA of Selaginella moellendorffii, 1055 nucleotides long. RefSeq lists its product as uncharacterized. The coding region runs from base 1 to 873 and encodes 290 amino acids. Gene Ontology annotation, molecular function: aminoacyl-tRNA deacylase activity. The record is from RefSeq and is a predicted model, not a curated record. NCBI's taxonomy places the organism in Eukaryota, Viridiplantae, Streptophyta, Lycopodiopsida, Selaginellales, Selaginellaceae. The transcript is spliced from 5 exons.